Haliotis rufescens (red abalone) is the source of this 6445-nucleotide messenger RNA. RefSeq names its product ankyrin-2-like. The transcript is spliced from 3 exons. Bases 16 to 4221 code for a protein of 1401 amino acids. Lineage: Eukaryota; Metazoa; Mollusca; Gastropoda; Lepetellida; Haliotidae. The record is from RefSeq and is a predicted model, not a curated record. Gene Ontology annotation, molecular function: protein binding.
CAUUUGACUUCACACAUGGUGAACACACUCGGUCACCUGCGUGCUGCACUCUCGACGAGUACAAUAUCUUCUGGUUGUUGGCCAUUCUACUCCAGGAUACCUUUCUACAUGGCGGGUAAACCUGUAUUUGAAAAUAUCAUUGAUGCAACAAGGACAUUGAUACAGUAUGAAGAUGCAAGGAAACAUGUGUCCACGUUUUGUGAAAGAUCAGCUCUAAGAAUGCUAAAGCAAAAAGGAUCUAUAUUCAUUAAGGGCAAAUCAGGCUCUGGUAAGUCCAGCCUCGGUCUCAGGUUACUGGCACAUAUGGAAUCAGAAACUAAAAGGACACCUGUUGUAAUCACAUCUGCCACUCAGUGGAAUAUCAUUCCUAAGUCUGGAAAGGAAAAGUAUAUUGUCAUGUUGGAUGACAUAUUUGGUUCCAGCAGUAUGGUGCAAACACAUGUUGAUAGAUGGCUGGCAAAGUUCAAUACGAUGUGGCCACUUAUAGAAACAGGACAUUUAUUCAUAGUCUUAACAUCGAGACCAGAAAUUUAUGACCAGUGUGCAAAACAAGUAAAUAAAAAUAUCCUUAUGAAAAGCAUCACAAGUAUUACUCUCGACAAAGAUGAGUUUACGCUGAGAGUGAGUGAGAAGAUAAGAUUUUUGAAGUUGUAUUGUGGGAAUUCUAAUUUCACCAAGGACGAUUUACAGGAGAUAGUAGAGAAAAGUGACCCACCACUUGGGUUUCCACAGUGCUGCAGUUUUUUUGCCAGCAGCAGACGAGCACGAUCAAAUGGUAAACACUUUUUCUUAAAACCUUACGAGUUCAUCGCCCAAGAAAUAGACAUCCUGGAAGAGAGCGACCCUUUUGGGUACUUUGUAUUGAUACUGGUGAUGAUGCACAAUGGUCGACUAGGUUUAUACGAGCUAGACUCCAUACGAGAAUCAGAGGACUUUUGUAAUGCAGUUCAUACUUUGCAAAACAUUUGUAAGCCAUCAGACAUGCCGUCACGUAUCAACAUCAGACAGAAGGCUGAAUCACUUUGUGAGGUCUAUCUCAUUCAUUCCAACAAACAUUUCCAGUUUUGUCAUCAAUCCAUAUUCGAUGUUUUAUUUCUGAAAAUGAGUCAAACAGAUCAUUCAAUUUGUAUGAAGAUUUGCCCAGCUCAUUUGUUGGUUGAACGCGUGAGGACACAAAACCAACAAAACCUUUCUUCAACCAAUGGUAUUUUAGAGAUCCCAUCCGGGAGCUUUGGUGUACUAGCUGACAGAAUUACUGCACUGCUGUUGUCCGACGACUGUGUACAUGUUCUUGAUCACCCGUCCUUGCGAGAAACAUGUUUUGUCCAGUUUUUGUUUCACAAAUGGUGUGAAGCUGAUGUCAUUUCUAAAUUGUUCAAGACAACUCUGAAUCACGUUAUAAAGGUGGAAGUGCUCAAUCCAUGCAGAGAAGGUCAAACUAUUUCAUUGUUUGAAUGUGAUAAUCUGCUCUCUUGCAUGACGUUGAAAGGAAAUACUGAACUUGUGAGUUUACUUCUACCUGUUUCUGAAACGUAUUUGAAUCCCUCUAUGCUCCAACAGGUACUUGCAUGUGCCAUCUAUGGAUGCAAUCAUCAGCUAUAUGAGCUAUUGAUAGCAAUGGGAGUACAAGCCCAUGACGAUUGUUUUCGGGCAAUGUGUGCCAUCCAUAAGAAUGAAGAUAUGGAUAUGGUCCAAACUGUUGUAUUUUCACCAAAUGUGCAAUAUUUUAAGAUGUCAGACUUUACCGACUUGUUCACACUAGCCGUACUGAAUCAAAAUCAGCAGAUGGCAAAAUCUCUCUUGCAUCCAAACCCAAUGCACUUACCAAUUUACAGUGAAUGUGUGGAAAUGCUGUUUAUUGUUUUGGCACAGGGCUAUGAUUCGCAGAGCAGUAGACAUGAACUAAAUGACAAUAGCGAAGAAGCAUACACUUCUGUCGUUGAGGAACUAUUGAGAACGGGAUGCAAGAUCGACCCAGAGUCUCUCUUAUAUUGUGCAGCAAGUCAUGCAACAGCAGCUGCCAUGAGGUGUAUCUUCAAGGUAUACCCCCUUGUCAACGUGAACAAAAUGCAUCUGGAAUACACUCCACUUCAAAAGGCACUACUUUUUGGUGGAGUUGAAUGUUUGUCUUUGCUUCUAGACCAUGGUGCGGAAAUAUCUGUGACAGAAAUGAAUUCAUAUAAUACUACAGUAUUUCACAUGGCAGCAAAAGCAAAACGACAUAGUAAGCAGAAACUUGAGAUAAUGUUUGCAAAAAUUGGCUCAGAUCAAAGAACUGAAGGCCUUCACAAAGAAGCACAUACUGUUCUACAGCAAACGACCAAACGCGAAAACGGCAAAGAACAUACAAAAGAUAUCCAACCCCAUAUGAGAUUAGCACACUUAGUAAAUAGAAUGGACAUAACCAAAGAGACACCCCUUCAUAAGGCAGCAUACACUGGCAAUGCAGAUUCAGUAAAAUGCUUGAUCAAUGCUGGAGCUAGGAUAAAUGCACAAGACGAAUUUGAUAUGACCCCACUUCACUUGGCCGUGAUGAAGGAUCAUACGGAUUGCAUCAUGUACCUUCUAGCAGCAAAUGCCUCUUUGGGGAUUACGGAAAUGUACGACUCUCUUCCCUUAGCAAUGUCUUAUGGGAGCAGCAUCAGCACCCUGAAGGCAAUUGUUUCAACUGUAAGUAAAAGCUUCAAAGACAAUAGGCAACUUAGUGGACACUUGUUGACAGCUGUUCAAAAUAACGAACUGGACAAAGUGAAGCUGCUAUGUGAUAAUGGAGCUGAUGUGAAUUCAAACUUUGCUGAUGGAACUCUAUUGCAUGAAGCAGUUGAGAAGAGUGAUAUCGACAUGGUGAUGUGCUUGUGUGAGAAGGGAGCAAGGGUUGAUGCCAUUGAUUUUGAGGGGUAUUCUGUUGUUCACAGGGCAAUUAAGUCAGAAAUUGAACCCGUUGAAAAGGUGAUGUACCUUCUUGAUGAGCGACAUGCACCUGUAAAUGUUCAAGAAGGAAGCCAUAAACGAACUGCCUUGUUUUCAGCAGUGUUAGCCGGAAAUGACGAAAUUGUGGAGAUUUUGUUAGAACGACAAUUCAACCAUAUGCAUACAGGAGUGCAUGCUUAUUCAGUUCUCCACACACUUUGUCUUCAAAGGAAUUACAAUGGAUCUGUUUUCAAAGUGUUGUCAAAAUUUGAUAAUCAGUUUCUAAAUAUUCAGACUGAUGAGGGUGAGACUGCACUGCACAUACUUGCACGAAACAACGAUGCAUAUGGUAUGAAGCUGUUACUUGAGAGAGGUGCUGACCACUCCAUUCAAAACAAUGAAGGUAUGACUCCACUUCAUGUUGCUGCAUUGGAAAGUGUUGAUUGUCUACAGCUCCUGCUCCAUUUUAAGGCAGACCGUCACACCAAGGACUCCAAACGCCGUACCGUCCUCCACCACUCUGCGAAAGCAAGGAACACGAGAACCCUUACACUCCUUCUUAAAUCAAAAUCAGAUUUAGAUUCAGUUGAUGAAAACGGAUGGACAGCAGUUCAUUGGGCAGCGGAAUAUGGACGCAAAGACAACAUCAAACUUCUGUUAGAAAAUGGGGCUGAUCUGUAUACUCAAGACAAUCACGGGAGAACAGCCCUCCAUGUCGGAUGUGAAGGAAUAAAUAGCCAAACAGUGGAGUUAAUACUCCAAAAAAUGUCAAACGCAAAUAUACUUGAUGAAAGAAUGAGAUCACCACUUCAUGUUGCUGCAAGAAGGGGAUGUGGCGACAAUGUAAAGUUAUUGCUAGACAAAGGGGCAAACCCAUUUGCAAAAGACGUGAAAGGUAGAAUUCCACUUCACCUUGCUGUAAAAACCAAGGAUAGUAUAUGUGUAAAGUUGCUGCUCUUUGCAAACUCGGAUGUGUGUGCAGUUGAUAAUAAUGGUGACACUCCUCUUCAUCUUGUUACAAAAAGGAGUCCCAGUUCCAGUAUUGAACUGCUGCUGGAGAAUGGUGCCAAUUCAAACAUUCAGAAUAAGAACGGAAAUACGGCCCUUCAUCUUGCAGUAUAUAGGGGCAUUAACAAAUGUGUAAAACUGCUUCUAGGAAACGGUUCAGAUUCAAGUGUUCAAAACUACCAAGGCCAAACACCUUUACACCUUGUUUCUAAAAGAGGAAAUCGUGAGUGUGUUCAACUUUUGUUACAGCAUGGAACCAAUGCAUCUCUGUGUGACAUUAAAGGAAGAUCUCCUUUUCAUUAGGACAUGAAGUCUUCAUUUGUAAGAUAGUUAUAUCCUUACUGCUCUGCAGACUCCCAUGUGUAAUGACAAUAAUAUCUCUGUUUGUCAUAUCUGUCAACUGUGCAAUAAGGUCUUGGAAUACUGAUGUAUUUUAUUGAUGUGAGAUAUAAACCUACCGAUGUUGUAUCAUCAAACCAUUAUAAAAAUGGCUUGUUUUAGCAGUGUUGCCAGGAGAUGAUUGGGUUGAGUUUUAAUAAUACAGACAGAUGAGGGCAAGACGGCUCUGCUCAUACCUGCAUGAACCGAAAUGAAAGUGGAAUGAUGAUGUUUUGUGCUGAUCACUCUAUUUGUGGCCUAGAGUACACAUCCUGUGUGUCCGGAAAUGUCCUCACUGGCUACACGUACAGGAAAGGAUCCAGUUCAAAGAGAUCUUCCUAAUGUGUAUCAACCUUCGAGAAGUCUUUGUUAACCUGAGUAGUUUCUCUUUGCAGUACCCCUUCAAGUUAAACAACUUAACUUGGCAGAUCUUGUUACCACUCUUCUGCGAUGAUUCUCCCACAACACAUCAGACUUGCUCAUUCAUUAACAGCCUUUAAAUCCUGACUAAAUCCAUGUAUUUCAACAAAAUUGGCAAUUAUUUACUGUGUGUUUGUAUGCCUCAGAGCAUACCCACGUGCGUGAGGCAUACCCACAGCGCUUGCUUUACAGGUGGACUCAUUAUUAUCAGUUAUAUACAGCUUACAAUAUGUAACUGCGGCAAAGAGGGUUUUGGUGAUCCUGGCAAAGUUCGGCCGAUUAGGACCAUCAUCAGCUCAGGGCCCUUGCCCCCUCUACACGCAGCCCAGACAGCGAAUGGGACUUCUCCCAGGAAGCGCUGCCUAGUCAAACCCACCCAGAAGUUUUCGAAGAAUGUGAAGACUCCCCAACACUGCACAGAUUUUCAGAAGGGCUGUAUUCCUGACAGUGGACCGGGUACUCUCCCUAUGUCUGACAACAGAUUGGGAGUUACCAAACCUAAGGCACCGAGAACAAUGGGGACAACUUAGUACGUGUGAUGCAAGCGUGACAUUUUGAAAGCGAGUUUCGCAUUUUCGGAAAUUCGUUGAUAAAAAUGUUUUCACUGAAUUUAUCAAAAGGAACGGUCAUGUUUGUUUGCUUAGAUAAAUCUGAAGCUAUAUAUGGGCCUAUUCGCAAGACCUUGAUAAUUAUCCUUUUUUUCAUGACGCCCUCCACAUGCAGGGUCAAGAGUCAAAACCACAAGCAUGGAAAAGACGGUAAUAAAAGCAUCACGCCAUGCCAUCAUGUCGGUUAAGAUACUGUGUUUGUGCCAGACUCAUUAAAUUCCUUACACAAUCUACAUUUCAUAUUUACAUUUUGAUGCAAUAUCACACACUGACUGUUUUGAGUGGGACGUGGCUGGUCCUGAUCAGCAAAGAGAAGCCUUCUGUUUCACUUUUCAGGGGAGCCGACUUCAUCCUAGCAAAUGACUCUGCAGGGUUGCUGCUCCAUAUAACCUCAACGCAGUGAUCGUAAAGACAAUUUCUCCUUGAAAAACUGUGUCUGUGUCGAUUUGAUAUGGCACUUCGCUUGGUUGACACUCAUUUCUGUACCGUCCAGCAGCACAGCACCAUCAACAAAAUAAACAUCGAUAUUGAGAUUGUUCAACAUCCUUGGCUAGUCGAAGAAAUCUGUUGAAUGCCUUGUUUUUUUAUUUCUUAGUCCUGAUAUAUAACAUAAGGGAAGCAGAAGUCAGGUUGUUAGCCAAUCAAAUGCAUCAUGAAAUCACUUGUAAUUAAGUGAUUGAUAGACAAAUAGAAAACUGGAAUUUUAAGAAGGACAUAAUAUAUUUUGUAUGUUUGUCAAUGUUCAGAAUCCACAAGGUACUAAGUAUUUAUAUUAAAACUUUUUGAUUGGCCAACAAAACAGUUGUUUGGCAAAAACUAUGUCAAAUGUGCAUUUGUUUGUUAAUGUGUUUUACAUGUCUUUUACAACGACAACCAUCUUUUUUUGUGUUACCUCUCCCAGGUAAGCGUUGACGAUCGGGGCAGGCAGUUCGUGGAGUAGUAGUAGUAACUAUUUCAACGAGAAUUGUUAUUAAAAUAUAUUCUCUGUGGAAUCAUUUUUCGUUUUAAUUUUAGCUGCUACUGAAUAGAAGGUAAAACACACGUAUGACGUGCUAUGAGACGCAUUAAGCAAAACACAAACACAAUUUCAUGUAUCCAAGUGAUGGUGUAGCAGGAAUAAA